AUAACUUUUCUGAACAUGCAGAUAGAGAGACAUUGUUUAAAGAUGUCCAAAGUAGCAGAAAGUUUAAUAGCCUACACAGAGCAGUAUGUGGAAUACGACCCCUUUAUAACACCUGCUGAGCCUUCCAAUCCCUGGAUAAGUGAUGAUGCAGCAUUGUGGGACAUUGAAAUGAGCAAAGAACCUAGUCAGCAGCGUGUGAAAAGAUGGGGUUUCUCCAUGGAUGAGGUGCUGAAGGACCCAGUAGGACGAGACCAGUUCCUUCGUUUCCUGGAAUCAGAAUUCAGCUCUGAAAACCUCAG
Molecule: messenger RNA, 299 nt
Organism: Nestor notabilis (Kea)
Lineage: Eukaryota; Metazoa; Chordata; Aves; Psittaciformes; Psittacidae
Product: regulator of G-protein signaling 6-like
Exons: 3
Biological process (GO): G protein-coupled receptor signaling pathway; regulation of G protein-coupled receptor signaling pathway
Source: RefSeq, a predicted model, not a curated record